This is a messenger RNA of Plasmodium vinckei vinckei, 1203 nucleotides long. RefSeq names its product conserved Plasmodium protein, unknown function. The record is from RefSeq and is a predicted model, not a curated record. NCBI's taxonomy places the organism in Eukaryota, Apicomplexa, Aconoidasida, Haemosporida, Plasmodiidae. The transcript has a single exon. The coding region runs from base 1 to 1203 and encodes 400 amino acids.
AUGGAGGCCGAAUGGGAUGAGACAGUUUUAAACAAUUUUUAUAAUUAUCUAUAUGAAUGUUUUGAUUAUGAAAAAUGCUUAGAAUUAGAAAAUUCAAUAAGACUUGAAAUGGGAACAGAACCCAAAAUACAUAAAGAAUGCGGAUCAUGUCACAAAGAAAAAUGGGAUAUAAAUAUAAGUUCAUAUAAAUUUAAAAAAGAUGAUAAUGAUUUAUUAGGAGAAAUUAUAGAUAAUGAAAAAAGUGAAGAAAAUAUAAAAAAGUCAUUAAAUAAUAUAGCUGAAAAAGCAUAUACAAUUUAUAAUAAUAUAUUAACUAAAGAAGCAUUAAAAAAUGGGAAUAGAAAUAAAGAAAGUCAAAUAGAUAUAGAAACAGACCAUUUUUUAAGAACAUAUAUAUUAAAAACGGUUUUUAAUAAAUAUAUAAUUACAAAGGUAAAAAAGAAAAUAAAAGAAAUUCAUUGUAAAAAUACAAAAGAUAUUAUAUCAUUAGCAAACCCAUUAAAUAUAAAAGAACAUGAUUUAAAUAGAAUUCAAUCAGAAACGAUUGCAAAUUUAAUGAAUUCUAAUGUAAGCAUACAACUAAAUUUUAUGGGUAAAUAUAUGAAGCUUAUAUAUGAGGAAUUGAUAUUUAUUGAAUAUAAUAAUCAAUUUAAUGAGUUUAAUAGUGAGUAUAAAAAUAUAAGGACUGAUUUUUAUUGUUGGGCUUACAUAACUAGUUUGGAUAGAGAAAAACAGCAAGGCCUAUAUAAAUUAUUAAAAGAAUUAUCAUUAAUUCCAUAUGAAUUAAAUAAAAAAGCAAAUUUAUCAUUACAAAUAUGCACAUUAUUUCGAUUCUUAUAUUAUUCACCAAAUAAAUCUUUUUUAAAAAAACAUGCAGAAGGUGGUUAUGGAGAUAUGGACAACGGGCAAAAGGUCACAUGUUUAUAUAUCCCAUAUGUACAUCCAGAUGAUGAUGUAACAAUUAAAGUGUAUAAAACUGAAAAUGGCUUUGUAAGCAAACAAGAAGAGAAUAUUAUAGUUGAUAAUAAGAGUCAGUCACUUAAUGAUAAGGAUAGUUUAAUUCAGAUUGUAAAACCACAAAGUGAUUCUCUCAUUUUAUUGCAAACAAGAAAUACAUCAUAUGAAAUUUCUAAGACAAAACAUAAAUUUUUCAUAGUAAAUUUAUCCAUUUAUGGGCCUGUAUCAUUAGACAGAAAUAUGUGA